UAGCGGUGACGCUGGCGGAAGUGACGCGCAGCGCGGCGGGCGGGGCGACGGCGGUGCCGGUGUGCGCUCGGCGGUGUCUCCUUCUCCUCAGUCACGGCUCCGGCUCGGCCUCCCCGCGCCGCCAUGUCCGCCCCCGGCAGCGGCGGCGAGUUCGGGAACCCGCUGAGGAAGUUCAAGCUCGUUUUCCUGGGCGAGCAGAGCGUUGGGAAGACCUCUCUGAUCACCAGGUUUAUGUAUGACAGUUUUGACAAUACUUACCAGGCAACCAUUGGAAUUGAUUUCCUGUCAAAAACAAUGUAUCUUGAAGAUCGCACGGUUCGGCUGCAGCUUUGGGACACAGCAGGCCAGGAGCGGUUCCGCAGUCUCAUUCCCAGCUACAUCCGUGACUCCACUAUUGCUGUGGUAGUCUAUGACAUUACAAACUUGAAUUCUUUCCAGCAAACCUCCAAGUGGAUUGAUGACGUUCGGACAGAGAGAGGAAGCGACGUCAUCAUCAUGUUGGUGGGGAACAAAACUGACCUGGCAGACAAGAGGCAAAUCACUACAGAAGAAGGUGAACAGAGAGCCAAAGAGCUGAAUGUGAUGUUUAUUGAGACCAGUGCAAAGACUGGAUACAAUGUGAAACAGCUUUUCCGUCGUGUAGCUGCUGCCUUACCUGGGAUGGACAGCACGCCGGAGAAGAGCAAAGAAGACAUGAUUGACAUCAAACUAGAGAAACCUCCUGAGCAGCCAGUAACGGAGAGCGGGUGCUCCUGCUAACAGGCCUGUUCUGUAGCAGCACAUUCCCCAACCGGCCAGUCUCACUGAAGAACAUCACCGCUCAUUGGCUAGGCAACCCUACUUUGUGGGCUGAAAAACCAAUUUACUAAGCGAGCGAACUCCCUGUUUACUGGUGGGGAGCAGCCCCGGCCGCCCCUCUUACUGCAUGGUAUGAGCCCCGAGUGCAGAAUGAGUGUCCUGUCUUUUCUUUUUUUAUGUUGUUGCACUUUGGCACUGUGGUGCCCUUUACACUCUCUCUCUUCUUCUCCUUCUCCUCCUCUUCCCCACCUUGAGCCCAUCUGCUCAGAUGUAUCUUGUGAAUGCAGUGGAAAAGCCACCAAGUUAGGGAAGACAAAAAUAAAGCUUAUGGAUGGGCUUUCCACCUUCCUUACUGCCUUGCAUCUUAACUAGUUCCCUGUCCACUCCAGUCCUGUCUUUGUCCUGCAUCCCCACUUCCUCUGAUGAAAGGCUGCUCCUUUGGAACCAGUCAGUUUGACUUGGCCUUGCCUUUUUGGACAAUACAGGUUAUCUGUUUCUAGGCUUUUGCUUCUUGCAGGGCACACACAAUAUUAGCUCCUCAUUUUCUCCUUUCUGUGGAUGAUCUUGGCUAACUCUUGCUCACAACUUCUGAGUUUUGCCCCUCAUGUUACACACGGCACUGGAAUCCCCCAAACUCUGAUAGCUUUGGCCUUGUUGCUCCCGUUUGUGUAACAGAGACAUCCCACAGACCGCUCUCCUCAGUUGGAAUAUCUUCCCAUCCAGAGGACGUUGGUGCUUGGUGAGUGUUGGCUGUCAGAUGUGGGGAAGGAAGAGGGUACAGAGGCUUUGCAGCAUGAGGCUGGGUGGGGAGAGAUCCUCAGGGUGGUUUGUAGAGACCUGGGUCCUGUCUGUCAACAGUGAAAGCAAACACUUACCUGAAAUCCAUCACUACAGGGGCAGUACCGGCCCUGCAAGUCAUGGAUACUGUUCAGGCUCCUUUCCGAGUCUCUGUUCUCCUGUUCAGCGUCGUGUAGACUGGGAGCAGGAGAGCUGCAGCAGAUGGAAGGCCGGUGAUAGCUGUUCUGCUAUCAUACGUAGGCUGUUGCUUGAUGAAAUCAUACAGAGCUGCUUCUGCCUUUGUAGUAGAUUUCUGGGGGCUGGGGCUAGUAGCCGUUUCACUUCUGGGGUAGUUUUAAGCUGCAACAUUGCCAAAGCUGAGAGGAGCAGUGGUAGGGUAGAGAGGGUAGAGGAAUGUCAGGAAUUGUCAGACCUGGGUAGAGGAAUGGAGGAAUGUACAAUGCGGACACGUGUCAAUUUUGGUGUCACUUCUCGACAUUGGAGGUUGGCAAAUACCUCCUCUUCCCCCUGUCCCUGGUUUCUAAUUCGUUAAUAGAGCUUGUCAGAGACUUUUACUGGGGGUUUUCAUCCAUCUGUCCUAACCAGAAGUCUGUAGGUUUGUCUGUUGACAGAGAGGAGAAUAAAACAGCCAUUCACUGUUCUUUCCAUCACCUGGCCUAUGUCAUGCUGACGGGGGGAUGCUAGCGGGCAGGAGAGCGACUGGCCACAGUGUGAUGGGUGGGGAUGUCAGCAUUUGGUGGCUGGGGACACUCCCUUAGCAGGAUGCCUGUCGGUCACUGACACAGCCUGCGUGCGUUGAGGCCUGCGGGCCAUCGAGGGAGGGGAAGGGGCAGCCUCAAAGGAGAGCUGGCAGUCCCCACCUUGGCUUCCUGGCAGCUUCUCUGAUGGUGACCGACAUUUUGUUCCCCUGUCCCUUCCCCUCCAGGUGAGCUGGCCUGCAGGAGGAAGCUGGGAUGUUUCCCAUUUCACUCCCUUUUACCCCCACUCCCAGCUGGCAUAGCUGGGUCCCAGCACCGGCGGGAAGCUCAGCCCCCUCCUCUGUACAUACCCCUGUUGUGUGGGAAUUGCUGUUUGUCGGUGUGUCCGUGUCUGCCGUAGAACAGGUUUUGCUGUCCCCUUCUCACAGGCAGGUGUGUGCUGCUCUGCUGUCGUGUUGUUCUGAGUCACGGACCUGGGGGGAGGGAGGGGGGAGACCCUAAGUAACGGGGGGGGGGGGCGGGGGGGGGGUAACUAGUGAAAGAAAAUAGUUCACUUCCCGCUGUCUUCUCUAUGGAUGUGUAUAAUAUUGAGUGUGUGUCUGGCCCUGCUGUCUCCUAGCUGUUAGCCGAGUAAGUGUGACUAUUAAUAUGAGUAUGGACUGUCUGACCACAGCCGUGUAUCACACUAAAUAAAGUUAUUUCACCAACA
Grus americana (Whooping crane) is the source of this 3003-nucleotide messenger RNA. RefSeq names its product RAB41, member RAS oncogene family (gene RAB41). Lineage: Eukaryota; Metazoa; Chordata; Aves; Gruiformes; Gruidae. The transcript has 8 exons. The record is from RefSeq and is a predicted model, not a curated record. Gene Ontology annotation, molecular function: GTPase activity; GTP binding. The coding region runs from base 124 to 759 and encodes 211 amino acids.